This is a messenger RNA of Caenorhabditis bovis, 2208 nucleotides long. The record is from the annotation of a GenBank genome assembly. Lineage: Eukaryota; Metazoa; Nematoda; Chromadorea; Rhabditida; Rhabditidae.
AUGCUCCUCCUUGGCUGGGCACUGUUGCUCAGCGUUUACGAAUUCGCCGAAGCGGCGGUCAAAUACGAAUCACAUUUGCGUUCUGCGGACCUUCCGCUCCACUUUGUCGCCGUAAAUGAAUCGAAUUUAGUUCCGCUUACUCAAAGGAUAGAACGCCGGAAGCGUUGCUCAUGUGGAUGCUCCGGAUGUGAUCUUUUCCCGAAUCGUUCUUGCUGCUCUAGCUCAUGUUGCUCGAAUCAAAAGCCGCUUCCACUUGCGUGCUGCCCUCCACCGCCACCGCCGAAACCUUGCUGCCAGCCGGCAUUUGGUCCAUGUUGUCCAGCAACUCCAAACUGUUGCCCAAAGCCUUGCUGCAGAGGUCGACGACCUGAAUAUGAGGAAUACGAGGAUGAGGAUGGCAAUCCAGGAGCAGUUCCAGCUCCACCAAAUCCCCCAAGAACUUGCUGCCCGCCACCAACUCCUGCUGCUCCACCACCGCCUCCGCCACCACCUCCACCGGCUCCAGAAGCUCCGACUCAGUGUUGCGGCGGAUCACCGCAGGGACGGACACCGUGUCGAUCAGGAUGUCCAAAUGGAGAUUGUGGGUGCGGAAGGCCUUGCUGUUACUAUCAGAAUCCGACAUGUUGUAAUCAAGGACAAAAACCUUGCUGUCCCCCAGAAAAGCCUUGCUGCCCAGAGCUUAACCUCAAUCUCGAUAAUUGUUUGGCUACAGUGCCACCAUGUUUGAGAUCGUGCCCGACAUGCCCGUGCAGAAAGAGGAUGAUGCUCGGAAAACGGACCAAGAGAGCAGCACCGGGCCUUCAUUGCCAGCCACUCAGUCUUCUUGGCCAGCACUCACCGCCCGUAUUGACAUCUCCACCAGUCAAAACUGUUAUGAAAGCCGCGGGCACCAAAACCAAGACAGCCUCUGUAUCGACGACCCGCAAACUCGUUGAACAAUCCGAAGAUCAUGUUGAGGCUCCACCAACCGCUGGAAGACUCUACGACUUCAGAAGAGCUCACGUGAGAGCUAAGAGAAACUUCGAUCAGGGACCAUGCCAACUUUGCCUCAAUGGAACUCCUUUGAGAAGAUCUAAGAGAUCUUUCGAUUGUGUGCCUUGCACGUACCUUCAGCCACAAUAUUCGGAUAAUAAUCCAUUCUUGGGAGACCAGCGACCACAGCAGAGUCCAGUGGGAUAUCCGAUCGGAGAACCGCACAAGAGAACGAAGAGAGCGUGUCUACCUCAUCCACAAUGCACAUUGCAUGUGAGAAGAUACAAGAGAAACCUUAUUGGGUCUCAAUAUUGCGAACCUUGCAACGGGCAUUAUGGAAGAAAGAAGAGAGAGGCUGAGAGAGAUCAAUGCCUCCGACGUGAAAAGAGAUAUGUUGAUGAGCAAUGCGAUAACGAUGAAUUUACAAUAAAUGAAAGAGAAAAGCGUCAAGCAUACAAUCCAAAAGGAAUCUUGGAUAUUGUCAAACUUCUUUCGCAUGCUUCCGCUGGUGGAAAUAAUCCAGGAGGUUGUCUGAAAUUCCCGGCGUGCGUUCUUGCUCAGAAGAAGCGCAGAAAGCGUCAUGCUGAUCGCUUGGACAAGUACUACAAAGCUCUAGAUGAGCAUAAGAAAGCUGUUGCCGAGUACGAGAAGGCUCUUGAGGAGCACCAUCGUGUCAAACGUCAGUUCUUUGCUCCGGACAAUUCAGCGGCUUGUGUUCCGUGUCCCGCUUGGGUGACACUGGCAUUGGCGAGUAGAAAGAAGAGAGGAGCUGAUGAGGAACCAGAAAAGAAGAUGACUAUCAGCGAAGCUAUUGCUGAUAUUCGAGCUAAGAAGGGAUACAAGCUUGGAUUCGAGGAUGAUUCAUCGGAAGAAGAGACUGUGGAACGACGACGCAAGCAGAGGGCUUGCACUCAAUCAGACGAUUGCUUGAACAAUGUCGAGUAUGCGAUCUUCCAGAAGGUUUAUGCGGAGAAACGAACGAAGAGAGAAGCAGUGUUCCGGCGGAAGAAGUGCACAAGAUGCGGAGUCUCUGGGCUUCUUCCCCACAGAGUUAAAAGAAACUUUGGACAGCCGAAUAUCAAUGUUUCGGAGCAGAAUUGUAUGGCAUUCCCGCAAUGUCGGCAUCGUGUCAAGCGAAACUUCUUUGAUGAUUGUAAUAUUUGCACACCUAAUUCUGGCCUUCGACGGCGUAAGAAGAGAAACUUCGGAACUGCGCAAUGCUAUCCAUGCCAAUAA